AUGCUUCAGGUUUGGAUGAUUAACAACUAUAGACCAUGGAAACCUACUUGGCCUCCAUCUUCAACUACAACUCCAUCUUCACCUACAACUCCAACAGUGAAUACAACGCAGCCUGGUGGCGGAAAUGUUCGUUUGCCGCUUAAUCUAUAUCCAAUUUUAUAUGAACUUGAACUACAACCUUUUAUAUAUGACACAAAUCCAGCAGACUUCUAUUUCGUUGGAAAAGUUACGAUUGAAAUGGAAUGCAGACAGUCAACAAACGAAAUCGUUCUGCACAGCAAUCAGCUUAAUAUUACGACAAGUUCUAUUAAGAUACAACCAUUAGCACCUAGACAAAAUACAAUUAUUCCAACAAUAGAAUUUGAUACUGUCAAUCAGUUCCUGAUUUUGAAAACAAAUACACAAUUAGUGGGCGGAUCGACUUAUUCUGUUUACAUUGAGUUCCGUGGACUUUUACUUUCUAAACUGGCUGGAUUUUAUCAAAGUUCAUACCAACGUGGAAAUGAUACAAUUUAUAUUGCCACAACACAGAUGCAGGCAACAGAUGCAAGAAAAGCCUUCCCGUGUUUUGAUGAACCAGCUGUAAAAGCGAAAUUCAGUGUGACUCUUAUCAGAAAAAAACACUUGAUUUCCUUGUCGAAUAUGAACCAAAUCCGAUCCAAAGAUUUAGCCAACGACUGGGUGGCAGAUCAUUAUGCAGUUACGCCGUUGAUGUCAACUUACUUAUUAGCUUUCAUUGUUUGUGAUUUCACAUUCAAAGAAGAAACAACUGCUAAUAAUUUAUUAUACAGAGCUUGGGCUCGUCCAGAAGCAAUCGAUCAAACAACAUACGCUUUAGACGUUGGUGUCAGAAUUCUGACGUUCUAUGAAGAAUACUUUGCUACACCAUAUCCGCUUUCUAAACAAGAUAUGAUAGCUGUUCCUGAAUUUGAAGCUGGUGCAAUGGAGAACUGGGGACUGAUAGUGUACAGAGAGUCGGCCAUGUUGUACGAUCCUCUAGAUACAGCAGAGUUUUUUAAACAGUUUGUUACAAUGGCUGUCUCGCAUGAAGUAGCACACAUGUGGUUUGGGAACCUAGUGACACCCUCAUGGUGGGACGAUAUAUGGCUUAAUGAAGGUUUUGCCAACUAUAUAGCAUAUGUUGGAAUGGAUUUCGUACAUAAAGACUGGCUGGCGCUCGACCAUUUUGUGGUCAAAAGUGUUCAUAAGGCUUUGAGCUUUGAUGGACUAGUUUCCUCACAUCCAGUAUAUGUUCCUGUUUCUAAUCCAGAUGAAAUUUUCCAAAUAUUUGAUACUAUUUCCUACGAAAAGGGUGGAUCUAUUAUAAGAAUGAUGCAAUUCUUUUUGGGUGACGAAACAUUCCAAAGAGGUCUACAGCUAUAUAUUACAGAAAGAGUAUACGGUGUAGCAGCACAUGAUGAUCUGUGGGAUGCUUUAGGAAGACAAAGUAUGAUAGAUGGUAAGCCACAAAAGGUUCAUGAUGUUAAAAGAAUAAUGGACACCUGGACGUUGCAAAUGAACUACCCAACAGUUUUCAUGGAAAGAAUAGGAAAUAACAUAAAACUCAGUCAAUCAAGGUAUCUUCAGGAUAAAAAAGCUACUGAUCCUGGAACAUAUAACUCAUCUUUCGGGUAUAAAUGGGAAAUACCUUUCACAUUUACAACCCGAAGUAGUAAAGAUUUUAACCAGAACGAGGCUGAUAUAAUCUGGAUGGGAAAAGACGGAACAGAUGGUUAG
This is a messenger RNA of Mytilus californianus (California mussel), 1737 nucleotides long. Its product is annotated as aminopeptidase N-like. The record is from RefSeq and is a predicted model, not a curated record. The transcript is spliced from 12 exons. Gene Ontology annotation, biological process: peptide catabolic process; proteolysis. Bases 1 to 1737 code for a protein of 578 amino acids. Lineage: Eukaryota; Metazoa; Mollusca; Bivalvia; Mytilida; Mytilidae. Gene Ontology annotation, molecular function: peptide binding; zinc ion binding; metalloaminopeptidase activity. Gene Ontology annotation, cellular component: cytoplasm.